AUGAAAAAAGAUUAGAGUUAGUAAUAAUCAUAUUUUGAUUAUCAUAAUUAAGAUGAUUUUAGAAAUAAAUAGCAUAAUAAAAAAGUUAUAUUUAGAUAUUAAAUUUUGAAGAAAUUGUAAUCCUUAUUAAAACAGAUAUAUAACCUGAAGCUGGAGAACUUUGAUCAUCAAUAUUUCUUGGACCACUUAGGUUGCAGGAAAAUGUGAAAUAUUAUUCAUAGUAAAAGAAUAUUUCCGCAAUUGAUCCGAACAAUUCUUAGAAGUUCCUUAUUGAUUAUACCAUUGAAAUGAGUUCUAAACAUUUGACUAUCGGAUCAGUUGCUCCACCCAUUGUACCUGGAAAAAUACGUUUGUAUAGUAUGCGAUUUUGUCCAUAUGCCCAAAGAAUUCAUUUAGUACUUGAUGCGAAACAUAUACCUCACGAUGUUGUUUAUGUAAAUUUGACUCAUAAACCUGAUUGGCUACUAGAAAAAAGUCCUUUGGGUAAAGUUCCAUGUAUAGAAUUAGAAGGAGGAGAAAUAUUAUAUGAAAGUCUUGUAAUUGCUGAAUAUUUGGACGAUACAUAUCCACAAAACAAACUAUAUCCUAAUGAUCCUCUAGCUAAAGCUAAGGAUAAAUUAUUAAUUGGUAGAUUUAAUUCUGUUAUAAAUACUAUGUAUAAGUUGUUUAUUAAUACAUCUAUAGAUCAAGAUAUAUUUGAUGAAGCUUUAUCAGAAUUGGAACUUUUUGAAAGAGAACUUGCAUCAAGAGGUACACCAUUCUUUCAUGGUAAUUCUCCUGGCAUGUUAGACUUUAUGAUAUGGCCAUGGUGGGAAAGAUCCAAUACAAUUAAAAUGCUACGUGGAGAUCAAUUUACUAUACCACAUGAUAGAUUUAAAAGACUGUUGGAAUGGAGAUCUGCCAUGAAAGAAAAUCCUGCUAUUAGAUCUAAUUAUCUUGAUACUGAAAUACAUGCUAAAUACAUGCAAAGUCGUCGUGCUGGAACUCCACAAUAUGACUUGAUUACUGAUUAAUAAAUUUUAACUUACCCUUCAUAUGUUCAUAAAUUAAAAUAUAACAUAAUGCUUCAAUAACUUAACUGUUCUCAGUUAAAUACUGUAAAUUUGUUGUAAAAACAAAUAAUGUAAUAUAAAUAAUUUAAAAUUUUUUUUUUACUACUUAUAUAAUAAGAUAAUUAUAUUUUAUAUUAUGAAAUUAAUUCGUUUAUGCAAUGUAAA
Messenger RNA from Apis laboriosa (Himalayan honeybee), 1217 nucleotides. RefSeq names its product pyrimidodiazepine synthase-like. Gene Ontology annotation, molecular function: glutathione transferase activity; glutathione dehydrogenase (ascorbate) activity. The transcript is spliced from 5 exons. Bases 288 to 1013 code for a protein of 241 amino acids. Gene Ontology annotation, biological process: glutathione metabolic process. Gene Ontology annotation, cellular component: cytoplasm. The record is from RefSeq and is a predicted model, not a curated record. Lineage: Eukaryota; Metazoa; Arthropoda; Insecta; Hymenoptera; Apidae.